UUGAACUAAAAGAAUAUAAUAGGAAAGUAACAAAUACACUUAGCAUAUCAAAAGAGACUACGGUUAUGUCUGAGACUAGAUAUUAGCAGCUGUUGCCUAAUUGCAUUAAACAGUCAUUCGCAAAAGCGUUAUUUUUUUAGGUCAGAACUGAUAAGUAUGAGAAAAUAAUUAAGGUGCAUUUUCCAAAGGACUGCUUGCCUGCACAAUAUUAGUUUAUUUCUUUGCAUUUCAUCAAGAAAAUUUCUCCAGAUUUUGUCUCCCUUCAACUUCCAGGCUUUAUGUUGGUCAAGAACAGUGAGUUAGAAUUUGAAAUAUUCAAUUUUUUUCUGCUCUAAGUACAUUCAGAAAUUGUAAUCUGCUUGAAAUUCUGGAGAAAUUAGGCCUGACAUAUCCUGAUAUUGAUUCAACUCUUUUGAAACUAUAUUUUGACAAACUUUAUCACCACAGAAAUUAUCAAGAAUGAGUGCUGUCAAUACUAACAUACAUGGCAAAGUUGUCAUUGUAACAGGCACAUCAAGUGGAAUUGGCUGUGCAAUUGCAGAAGCCUUUGUUAAAGCAGGUGCAAAUGUUGCUAUGGCUGCUCACAGGGAAGAUAAGCUGCAGGAAUUAUGCAAGAAGUUCUCAGAAAAUGCUCAAGGCCAAGUCAUUGCCAUUAAGACUGAUGUUACUGACAAACAGCAGGUGAAAGAGCUUGUUCGACGUACAGAAUGUUCUCUUGGACCAGUUGGUAUUUUGGUCAAUUGUGCUGGUAUUGGAUAUUACACUUUGAUGAAAAACCUUAAAGAAGACGAAUGGGACAGAACAAUAGAUACUAAUUGCAAGGGUGUGACUAACUGUAUUGGUGUUGUCCUUGAUGGGAUGAUAAAGAAAAAAUCUGGUCAUAUUGUCAACAUAUCCUCUGAUGCAGGAAAAAAAAGGGUUUCCUGGUUUAGCUGUAUAUUCUGGAUCAAAAUUCUUUGUUGAAGGUUUAUCCCAAGCUCUAAGACUAGAAGUGGCUUCCUUGUGAUGUGAAAACAGAGAUAAUAAAUCAUACAACAGAUCAAGAGGCAAAGGAUUUGUAUGAUGUUAGCAGUAAAAUAAAGAUAUUAGAGCCUGAUGAUGUUGCACAAGCUUGCAUUUAUGCUACAUCGCAACCAGAAUAUGUUGCCAUUAAUGAAAUUCUUAUACAACCAAGGGAAGCACCAAUGUAAUGUGAUUCUAGACAGUUCAAAUUUGUUAUUAAGAAACCUAGGAAAGAAAGCUAUAUCAAAUUAUGAAAGUCAACAACUAUUUUUAUGUUAUUUUGAAUAUCAUGAACACAAUUUCCUAAAAUAAUCUAAAAUGAAUUUGAACAACUAUUUUUAUGCUAUUUUGAACAUCAUGAACACAAUUUGCUAAAAUAAUCUAAAAUGAGACUUGAACUCACAUCUCUGUGUCUAAAAAAGAAUUUGAUUUACUCUAAAUAAUUUUAAGAUUAAUAGGGACUUUAAAAACAUUUUGGAAUGUAAUUUUUAAUUAAAUCAUUGAUAUAUAAAUCUAUUUGUAUGUUCUGGUUUCACAUUUUAAAACAUUAAAUAUUCUGGGUAUUAGAAGUGAGUAUCUUGCUAUGAUAAAGGCAGUGGCAGAAAUGAUAGAGCAAGACUAUAAAUUGUAGCGUUUAGGUUCACUUUUCCGUGUUCUGUAUUUAAAUAUUACUCAGAUUCACUUUACUCUUCAGCCCUCCACAGUUAAUAAAUUGAGUACC
Octopus bimaculoides (California two-spot octopus) is the source of this 1723-nucleotide messenger RNA. RefSeq lists its product as uncharacterized. Gene Ontology annotation, molecular function: oxidoreductase activity. Gene Ontology annotation, biological process: fatty acid elongation. Gene Ontology annotation, cellular component: endoplasmic reticulum. Lineage: Eukaryota; Metazoa; Mollusca; Cephalopoda; Octopoda; Octopodidae. The record is from RefSeq and is a predicted model, not a curated record.